UAGAAAAGUUCCCAAGAAAUAGUAGACGCAUUGAAUUUUCUGAAGCGAUAAUGCUCUUAUAUUGUUAAUUAUAAUAAAUCGAAUCUCUUAGUUUUCUUUUAAGCUAAGAUCAUGAACUUGAUAUUAUCAUGCAGAAAUCAUGGUCUACGACGCUGAGAUUACCGAACUCUAAGUUCCCUCCGAGACCUCUCCCAAGACUACGGGAGUUGUAUAUCCAACGAUGUGCCGACGAGUUGUAUGAGUGGCAGAAGGUCAAUCGCCCUUCUGAUAACAUUUUUACAAUUCACGAUGGCCCACCUUAUGCUAAUGGUGAUCUUCAUGUUGGCCAUGCCUUAAAUAAGAUCCUCAAGGAUAUGAUUUUGAGGGUCAAAAUACAACAAGGCCGACAAGUGGAAUAUACCCCAGGAUGGGAUUGCCAUGGGCUUCCUAUCGAGUUGAAAGCUCUCGAGAAAUCUCAGGGGUCAGAACUAGGUCCCGUUGAAGUUCGGAAGUCCGCCCGAAACUUAGCGUCUAACACCGUCCUGAAGCAGAUGAAAAGCUUCAGAUCUUAUGGUGUUAUGGCUGAUUGGGACCGAAGAUGGACUACCAUGGAUGCCGCCUUCGAGAUCCGCCAGCUCCGUUUGUUCCAGCAGAUGGUCAAGAAGGGUUUGGUUUAUCGCGCAUAUAAGCCGGUCUACUGGUCUCCCUCUUCGGGGACUGCACUUGCCGAGGCGGAAUUGGAAUACCGCGACGACCAUAUUUCAACUGCGGCCUGGAUCAAGUUCCCAACCGUACAAGAGUGGAGGGAGCUCCCAGAGUUCAAAGGUUUGCGAGACAAAGUUCCAGGAUCUCUCUGUGCCGUAAUAUGGACCACUACGCCGUGGACAUUACCCGCAAACAGAGCCAUCGCCAUACAUGAUAAUCUAGAGUACUGUGUUGUCCGUCAUGGGGAUGAUGCUUUGUUGGUCGCUAAGAGCCGUCUUGAUACUCUUUUAUCCAAGAUCGGUGCCGAAGAUCUUGAGAUACUUGGGACUUUCCAAGGCGCACAAUUAACGUCUCUAAAGUAUGCUAAUCCGCUCCGCGGGAAAAGAGAUCCUCCUCUUCAACCUAUUAUACACGCAGAUUUCGUAUCAGCUGACUCAGGAUCGGGACUCGUACAUCUUGCACCUGGUCAUGGGUUUGACGACUACGAGGUUUGCUUAAAACUUGGAAUACCUCUGGCGGUUGCCGUUGACGGCCAAGGUAGAUUUACUCCAGAUGCUUGCCCCGACAUGCCUCAAAUGCUCGAAUCCGCCCGUCCCGUAAUUGAAGGCGGGGGGCAAACCAUUCUCAAUAUUCUUGAGACCGAUGAUUGGGUUUUACGGGUAGAAAAGUAUCAGCAUAAAUAUCCAUAUGAUUGGAGGACGAAGAAACCAGUAAUCAUCCGAGCUACCGAGCAAUGGUUUGCUGACGUCGGAUCCGUCAAGCAAGAAGCCCUUGCAGCCCUCAAUGACGUUCGUUUUACCCCAGAAUCUGGUAGAAAGCGUCUUGAGAGUUUUGUUCAAGGUCGAAGCGAGUGGUGUAUUUCGCGACAACGUGCCUGGGGUGUUCCAAUCCCAGCACUCUAUACCGAAUCUGGAUCAGUCGUGAUGGACGACGAAGUGGUCGAGCAUAUUAUAUCGGUUAUUCAGGAACGAGGAACUCAGGCUUGGUGGUCAGACGCCCCAGACGACGAUGCUUGGGUUCCGCCUUCUUUAUCUGAGGGGUCUGCCAAAUAUACCAAAUAUCGACGAGGGACUGAUACUAUGGACGUAUGGUUCGACAGCGGAAGUAGUUGGACAAUGAUGCGUGGCCGUGCAGAUAUUUAUCUCGAAGGAUCUGACCAACAUCGUGGCUGGUUCCAGUCUAGCCUCCUUACACGAAUUGCCGCAGGAACCCAAAUGGAUGCCAACUUUGAAAAAGGGGCUCCUUUCAAACAUUUAAUAACCCAUGGCUUCACACUCGACCACGCUGGUAAAAAAAUGUCUAAGUCGCUAGGGAAUAUUAUUGAACCUCGACAAGUCAUGGAUGGUACACUUCUACCGCCAAUGAAACGGAAAAAGGGAAACGCAGCACCCCAAGGACAACCUGCCUAUGACGCCAUGGGCCCUGAUGCUUUGAGGCUGUGGGCUGCUAGCAGUGAUUAUACGCACGAUGUUGCAAUCGGAGUCCCCAUGCUUAGCGCUAUUCAUACAGCGUUAAUCAAAUACCGUACUAUCGUGAAAAUGCUUCUGGGUUCCGUGCAUGAAUCUGCUCGGACGGCACCUCUAACGGCAACGGACCAUAUCGCUAUUCUACAACUGCAAGACACGAUGCAGGAAGUGGGCAAAGCAUUUGAUAACUACGAAUUUUAUAAGGGAUUCGCCGCCUUGAACAAAUGGAUAAUAAACGACUUCUCUUCUUUCUACUUGGGAGCCUUGAAGGAUCGAUUAUACUGCGGGGAUGGUGGGGGUGUUCUUGAGCCAUUGCUUACCGGGCUUCUCAGGAUGCUAAUGCCAGUGACACCGCUACUCGUUGAAGAGGCGUGGGAUCACCGCCCAGAAUGGAUGAAAGGAGACUCGUCUUUGAUUCAUCCAGCUCACCAGCUCUACAACGAUCCCAUAAUUGAGCCUAGCCGUCUCACCCGUGACCUAACCGCCCUACGGAAGGAUAUCCCGGUGCUUAUGUCGGUGAACGCUGCCAUCAAAGCAGCCCUAGAAGUUCCUCGGAAGGACAAAGUCCUAGGCUCGUCCCUGCAAAGUAGUGUUAUCAUUAAGAUCGACGACGUCCAGACCCGGGAAGUAUUGGAAUCCUAUGCAGACGAACUGGAGAGCAUGUUCGUCGUUUCCUCUGUUGCCAUAAACGGCGAUCUCCCAGCGCAACCGGCGUGGUCCUACUGGUCCUACACUCAACUGUUCGAGGUGGGCGGAAUCAGGGGGGAGGUCAUCGUGCUGCCUCCUAAACACGCCAAGUGCCCUCGGUGCUGGCGAUAUGUUGUGCCAAAACCGGAUCCCCCAGAAGCGGAUAGCCUAGAAGAGGGUAGCUCAAGUGACGACAGUCCAAGAGAGGGUAGCCCAGAAGAAGAUAGCCCAGAAGAGGAAAGACUAUGCAGGCGGUGCGAUGAUGUGGUAGCGGCCCAAGGCGUGGAGGGAGUUGUAAAUUAGUUGUAACUCGUUGUGUAUGAUCAAUAGAUAAAGCUCUCGACUGUAACUUGUCUUAAUAGGCCCUAAUCUCCUGAGCUGCGGGGCACUUAGAUACUAGGGACAUAGAUGAGCGACUAGAUGGGGAGCGGCAGCGACGUGAAUAGCUGUUACGGCAUCGGUAAUGGCCAUGUUAUCAUUAGAUGAAGCUAAGUGGAAUGGAAGCAACUUCGUUGUUCUGCGAGGAACUAACUUGUAGCGUAAUGGGGGACGUGAUACGUGGGAACACAUAGGGG
Molecule: messenger RNA, 3412 nt
Organism: Daldinia caldariorum
Lineage: Eukaryota; Fungi; Ascomycota; Sordariomycetes; Xylariales; Hypoxylaceae
Product: isoleucyl-tRNA synthetase
Exons: 4
Coding region: 129-3140 (1003 amino acids)
Biological process (GO): isoleucyl-tRNA aminoacylation
Cellular component (GO): cytosol
Molecular function (GO): tRNA binding; isoleucine-tRNA ligase activity; ATP binding
Source: RefSeq, a predicted model, not a curated record